This is a messenger RNA of Oncorhynchus tshawytscha (Chinook salmon), 10549 nucleotides long. It is a transcript of the gene ncoa1, whose product is annotated as nuclear receptor coactivator 1. NCBI's taxonomy places the organism in Eukaryota, Metazoa, Chordata, Actinopteri, Salmoniformes, Salmonidae. Gene Ontology annotation, cellular component: nucleus. The transcript is spliced from 20 exons. Gene Ontology annotation, molecular function: protein dimerization activity; nuclear receptor binding. The record is from RefSeq and is a predicted model, not a curated record. Gene Ontology annotation, biological process: cellular response to hormone stimulus; positive regulation of transcription by RNA polymerase II. The coding region runs from base 782 to 5176 and encodes 1464 amino acids.
AGGAUACAGUGGAGUGUAGAUAAAGCGGUGCUUUGAGUCAUACAUACAGGCCCAGCUAGGCCUGUGUUACUGCAUUCAGGCAAACCGUAUACGUUCUCCUGCUGUGUCCUAUAUUUCAGGGAGGAGGGACUCGGCAACAGUGACUGAGCAGCUUCUCAUGGAGCAAACCAUUUCAGCCAGGGUGAGUGGGAGGGGGGAGUCCUGUGUGCAGUAAAGCAUGGGGGAUAAGUCCGUUCCUAAAGCGUGCGCGGUUAAGCUCCCCAAGGCUCCUCCGGGAGGGGUCUCUCCUUGUGAACUGUCUUCUUGCUGCCACAGAGUCUCCCUCACUCCAUUCACAGUGCUUGGGGACUGAGUUCAUAACCACCUCCCCUUCUUUUUCGCUCCGUGGUGGGCUGUCCUUCUCUCUUAUUGCCAUACAUCGCUGUUCUGUCUGUGAGGGAGGUGAUUAGAGUACCCUGGUGUGAGCGAACGAGCGAGGCCUGGAAAGCUCAGUUAAAGAGAGGAGACAUGGAGAUAGCAGCCAGCCUGUGGAAUGGAGAGCUUGUGGCGGUGUUCUGCCUCUCCCAAAACCCAUGCCGUUGGACGAGUUAGUGCUCUGGCCGUGGACUGCAGCUUCUUCUUUUGCUCUCAGCCCACUCCUUGAGGCUGCUGCCUGGCACCUGCUUGUUCCUCCUCUGACUGACUGACUGCCGGGCUCCUCUACGUCACACACACAUACACAUAUAGGCCAACGCUAGGCCGAGCUUAGCUGAGCUGGGCUUCAGGUGUGCUGAAGCUCAGAAUGAGUGCUGUAGGGGAAAGGGCACUGGACCCUGCCACGUCAGAGCCUCGUAAGAGGAAGGGCUCGCUAUGCGACAUCUCAGGCCAGAGUGUGGAGAAGCGGCGGCGGGAGAUGGAGUGUCGUUACAUAGACGAGCUGGCCGAGCUCCUGUCUGCCAACAUGGGCGACAUCGCCAGCCUCAACGUCCAGCCAGACAAGUGCCACAUCCUCAAGAGCACUGUGGACCAGAUCCAGCAGAUCAAACGGCGCGAGCAGGAGAAAGCGUCUCUAAUAUCACCAGAGGACAAGGUGCAGAGGAGUGACAUUUCGUCCAGUAGUCAGGGCAUGGUGGAGAAAGAGGCUCUGGGGCCGCUGCUGCUCGAGGCCCUGGACGGCUUCUUCUUUGUGGUCAACCGCGAGGGCCGGAUCGUGUUUGUGUCAGAGAAUGUGACGGGUUACCUAGGUUACGCCCAGGAAGAGCUGAUGACCUCCAGCGUGUACAGCAUCCUCCACGUGGGAGACCACAAUGAGUUCAUCCGCAACUUGCUGCCCAAGAGCCUCGUCAACGGGGUGCCGUGGCCCCAGGAGCAGGGCUGGAGGAACAGUCACACGUUUAGCUGUCGGAUGCUGAAGAGGCCCCCUGAUGAGGUGGACUCCGAGAACCAGGAGGCACGGCAGCAGUACGACAUCAUGCAGUGUUUUACUGUCUCCCAGCCCAAAGCCAUGCAGGACGAGGGAGAUGACCUGCAGACCUGCCUGAUCUGCAUAGCCUGUCGGAUGCCUCGCCCCCAGCAGCUCCCCGCUAUCAGCACUGAGUCCUUCAUCACCAAACAGGAUCCCACAGGGAAAAUCAUCUCCAUAGAGACCAGUGCUCUGCGGGCGACAGGGCGACCAGGCUGGGAGGACCUGGUCAGGAAGUGCAUCUACGCAUUCUUCCAGCCACAGGGGAAAGAACCCUCCCACGCCAAGAAGCUGCUCCACGAGGUGAUGACCCAUGGCACGGCCAUCAGUCCUCUUUAUCAAUUCAACCUGAGCGACGGGACCCCCCUCAGCGCUCAGACCCGCUGCAAGUUCUGCUGCCCCCCCAAAUCCGACGUUCAGCCCUUCAUCAUGGGCAUUCACACUAUUGACAGGGAACACAACACUGCUAGCUCUCAGGAAAACACUAACUCCAGCCUUCUACUGACCCAUGGGAGCCCUGCUUCCUCCCACCCUUCCCGUUCCCCUGUCUUACCCAUGGGCAUCGAGGCCAGUCAAGCCCCAGGCCCCACCUCAAGCCUCCAUCUCAACAACGGAAACAGCUCCGGCACCACCACACCCACCAGCCAUUCAGCAGGGUACCUGACGCCCAACCGGUUGUGUCCUCAGCAGGUCAACAGCCCCUCACCCCUGGGCAGCCCCCUCACAGCCAUCCCUACCUCAUUCAUGUCGCCCAGGCCCCCCAGGGGCAGCCCGGGGCUGGGCGGCAGCCCGCGCGUCCCAGGGAACCCCUUCUCCCCUUCCACCCCUGGCCUGCACUCUCCGGCAGGGGCCUUAGGAGGUGGAGGUGGUGGUGGGAGCGGUGGAAUCCUCAGCAGGCAGCACUCUGGUGGGGACGGUGGAGCAGGGACCCCUCUGGGUUUCUCUCUGCCCUCCCCUCUACCUCAGAGGAAGGCCAGCACCCCCACCAGCUCCCCAACGCACCCUCCCCCCGCCAAGCCCCCUGAGGGAAAAGGAGGAGGUGGGGGAGGAGAGUACCUGGGGGGUAACCCCAAACUCAACCAGCUCCUGGACAAUGGCAGAGUGGGGCCGCCUGGGGACUCCAACAACACCGCUCCUAACAUCCACCCCAACACCACCGCUCCUAACAUCCACCCCAACACACCCACCUCCACCCCUCAGUGCCCGGCCUCCCACAGCACGCUGACGGAGCGCCACAAGAUCCUCCACCGCCUCCUGCAGGACAGCAGCCCGGCCGAGGGCGGCAACAGCAAGGAGUCUGAGAUCAAGAAGGAGCCUCCUGCUAGCCCUGCCACCGCCAACCCCAACGGACCCCCCACCACCCCCCAGGACCACCAGCUGCUGCGCUUCCUGCUGGACACGGAUGAGAAGGACUUGAGAGACCUGCCCCCUCCGGCCGCUCUCAGCCUGCAGACGGUCCGGGUCAAGACUGAGAAGAGGGCCACCGGGGACACUACACCCUGUGCUGUAGCCUGCGCCAGCCCCAAACCCGGCCCUGCGGACAGCAGACCGCCCAGAGACCCGUUCCCCAGUGGACCUGCUGACCUGGACCCUCUCAGCCAGCUGCUGCCCACCCUCAGGGACCCCGCUGGGGCCAAGCAGGGCAGCAAGGAGAAGGGUGACCCUCAGGCCCUGUCGUCCCAUAGCCCCCAGACCCAACCUCAACCUCGGCUCCAGUCACCUCCACAGCCUCGGCUUCAGUCCCCCUCCCAACCUCAACCCCAACUUCAGUCCCCUACUCAGGUCCAGCCUCAGAAUCAUCUUCAGUCCCCUCUCCAGUCCCCUACCCAUCUCCAACCCCAGAACCAGCUUCAAUCCCCUUUCCAGUCCCCUACCCAUCUCCAACCCCAGAACCGGCUUCAAUCCCCUACCCUACUCCAGCCCAGCGAGGCCAACGUACCUAGAGCCAUGAAUGUGAAGAGGGAGCCUCCCGGAACACCAAGCCGAGGGCUCACGGAUGGCUCCUCCAGCCUGCAGAACCAGUCACACUUUGACUUCAGCAGCCCCACCACCCCCAGCCAGGGACAGGGACAAGGGGAGCCAUUCCAGACACCGAAAGACAGCAGCAGCCCCUACACAGAGCCUGGACUCAUGAACUCGUUCAACUCCAACACCGGGUUGUCUAAGAUGGAGACGGACUCUCAGCAGUUCCGGCCCCUGGCCCUGACUGACUCUCUGUCCUUUGAUGGAGGCAUGGGAAACCCCGUGCAAGCCUCUCUGGCCUCCCCUCGGGAGCAGUGUGUCCCGUGCCCGCUGGACCAGCUGCUGUGCCCCCCCACCACCCCAGAGGGACGUAACGAUGAGAAGGCCCUCCUGGACCAGCUGGUGUCCUUCCUGAGUGGGACGGACGAGAGCGAGCUGGCAGAGCUGGACCGAGCCCUGGGCAUCGACAAGCUGGUACAGGGAGGCUGCUUUGAUCCCACCCCUCAACGGUUUCCCUCCCAGCCCCCUGCCGCCACUCCCAUCUCCAUGGACCCAAAGCUGCCUGGCUACCCCUCUCAGUUCAGCACUGGCGCCCCUGCCCAGUUCCCUCGAGAGAUGGGGCAGGGUAUGGGGGUCUUUGGGGCACCCAGGGGGGCCUUCCCCGGGGGCAUGGGCAGAGCGCCUGGCGUUGCCAACCAGCUCCGACUGCCACCCAACCAGCUGAGGUUACAGCUGCAACAGAGGCUGCAGGGCCCACAGCAGCUGCAGAACAGGCUGGCUGCCAUGAGCCAGUUCCCAGGGGGAGCUCACGUUGCCAUGGGGAUGCGUCAGGGAGUGCAGCAGCCUCAUAUACCCUCUCAGCCUCCUCUAAACGCCCAGAUGCUGGCCCAGAGGCAGCGGGAGCUCUACAGCUUCCAGCACCGCCAGAGGCAGCUCCUGCAGCAGAAGGUCAUGUUGAUGAGGCAAGGCAUGGGGACCGGGGGGCCUAUUGGGGCCACCAGGGGACUAAAAGGACCCCAGCCACAGCAACAACAGUUUAGCUACCCUCCAGGCUACAGCCCCAUGUCAGGAAACCCACCCAGCUCUCCCAGCCUCUUCAAUCCUAUCGGAGGGCCCCUGGACCCCAAGCUGUCGGGCCUGGGCCCCAUGGGCAGCCAUUCAGCCAUGAUGGGUGGGAUGCAGGGACAGUUUGUGGGGGGGGUGAACUCGGCGGUCCAGCCUGGGCUCUUCCAGCAGUUUGGAGGACCGGGUAUGGUCCAGCAAGGAGACCCCUCGUUCCCUCUAGAGCUCAGCCCCACCAGCCCCUUGCUGUCCCCUCAGAACUCCACCUCCCAGAGUCCUCUGCUCCAGCAGGCCCAGCCUCCUCCUGGGUACCAGUCACCUGACAUGAAGAGUUGGCAGCAAGCUGGCAUGGGCGGCAACAGCUUAUUCAGCCAGACUGGUCAGACGACGCCCCAGGCCUUUGGGCAACAGGGGGUCUACAACAACAUGAGUAUCACCGUGUCAAUGGCAGGAGGCUCAGGGGGUGUGGGCUCACUACCUCCCAUGGGACCACCCGUUGGCCUGGACAACAGUAACCUUGGCAACUCCAUGUGUAACGAUCAGGUACAGCAGGUUCAAGUGUUUGCCGACGUCCAGUGUACGGUGAACCUGGUGGGCAGCGACUCCUACCUAAACCAGCCGGGGUCCAUAGGCCCCCAGAAAGGACCCCAGGGGCCUCAGAGCAGCCAGUCCCAGCAGAAGAGCCUCCUCCAGCAGCUCCUCACAGAGUGACUCCUCAGCUCAGCUGCCUGCCAGCGGAAAGGUUCUCCAUAGACCACCACAACCUCUUUUCUUUUUCACCUUUGGUUUUAGACAGCUACCUGCUGGACUGGUUAGGAAGGCCCUGGGAGGGAGACUGAGGUCCAGGUAACAGCGUGUCUGUCUACCUACCUGACAGCCUCAGCCCGUAACGUAAGACCGCAACGGUCGUUCAGCACUCAUUCCUGGUUACAUACUUUCAACACAAAGUCUGCUUCCUGUUCUGAGAAAGGAAUCCGGUUCCGGUUUUGGCAAGUCGUCGCAGUCGUCAAAACAUGUCCCGGUUCCUUAUUGGCCCGUUCCAUCAGGCCGUCGCAGCAGUACGUUUUGGGAGUGCGAGCAGCGUGCAGCUGAGCUCAGCUUUGGGUGGUUAACCCGUCGUCUCGCCCUUUUGCCUCGUGCGGGGCAGGUGGGGCGAUGUUGUGGGGACAACGUUUUAAGAAUGUUAGGUUUUUAACCUCUGCAAUGGAAAGCUCAGUUUCAGCUGGAUCUGUGACUGACUGGCUCUCUCCACUGCAGUGCCUGAUGGGAGGAAGUUCCCAGCUCUCAUUUUUGUUUUUCUGUUCUCGUCAUCUGCGUCGUCAGGACAACAAGCAUCACGGCCAGGAUGGGAUGGGAGACUGCUCUGCUCUGUUCAGUUGGCAACACUGUCUUUCCUGGGAGGGCAUUUUCAAACUACCUGACUGUCAAACUAACUGUCUGUCCGACACAUUUUUCUCCCCAGCAUCUGUGAAUACGAGCCACAAUGGGCUCUCUUUGGCCUAUCAGUGUUGUUUUUCCAUGUAGAAACGCGCAGCUGGGUAGUAUUGUCCAGCAAAGAUGAGAUUAAUUCACACUAUCUACUUCCCUUUCAACAGCGUAAUUGAAUUACUCUAAAAAGCAACUGUCAUUUUGAGCUCAAACUAUACAUUGCGAUUCAUUGCAGGUUUUCCCCCCCUUUUAAAAAAAUUGCUGAGUCUAAGAUGUCAGUUAUGUUUUAAGGCGACAUUUGGCAUUAUGAAAAUGUAACACUGCUAAAUGUUGUUGUGGGGAAACUGUCUCUAUUCUGUAAUGUGAAAAAAGAAAAUCUUGGUAUAAGAAUUUUUGCGAUUGAUUUAGAAAUGGCUAACUCUGCUCUUUUGGCAUCCCAUUGAAUGUUUCAAUAUCCUUAAAUUAACCUCAAAACAAACAGGAGUGGAUUAUCAAUAUCACACAAUGACAUAAAUAUGUUGUAGCUAGUAACCGUAGAAUUUCCUCACUAAGAAGUGAUGGAUGUUGAAUGGGGUGUUGUCUUGGAAACACAGCUCUCUCUAUCUCUCUCCUCCGACUCUGCCCGUGAUGAUGUCACUCCACUGGCCGCACACUACAGCUCUUUUUGACUGCUCAUGUGACCUACUGUUGCCCAGUCAGACACUGUCUAUCAGCGCUAACCUCUGUUGAUAUUUACUAUACACAUUCAUUCACAUAAAGUCCUGCCAACAAACACAAUGUUUUUUAUAGGGGUAAACAAGAACCUAUUAACAAGCAAUAACCAUAAUUGAAGAGACAAAAUACAUGUUUUGCGACGUUGUAAUGAUAAUGAUGAAAAAUCAAGUCUACUUGGCUUCUCUGCUCUAUCCCGGGUACCUGUAUUUCUGAUUAACAAGGCUUUCUAAAGGAGAACUGUUAUUAUCCAACUAGAUGUCUCACUGCUGUGUAUAUACAAGGUAUUUCACAAGGUGUGCAACAUUACCCGAGCACAGCUAAUAACUGAGGAGGGUUAGGGAUGAUCAGUUGAAAUAGCAUGUAUGAUCACCAUCCUCCUCCGGAGACCUCAAACUGAACACCAACUCAAACUGAACACCAACUCAAACUGAACGCCAAUGUUCUAUGAUUUGUGAAUCACUUUAUGUACAGUUUCAAUGGCGUCUGUGUGCGUGUGCUUUAUACUGUACCCAAACAGUGGCUCAGGCGUCCUCACCAUACAACUCAAAUUCAACCUGGAAAUGGGAUCAUUUCGUGUGAUGUCGAUUACAGUUGACAUGAAAAGCUGGUAGCAAUGUCCAUUUGAAUACUUUUACAGAGAAACCAUUUGUGAAACAGAUAAACCUUGAUUUUACAUACCAAUUGUUCCUGUGUAUUUUAAGACAAUUAAAAUGUUGCUUUGCUUUUACCCUAUUGCAUAAAUAAUGAAAAGAGGUAUUUCAAUUUCAUUCUCUUCUGAUAAUGUUACAUUUUUUCUUUUCUAUUUGAACGGGCCGUGGGUUAACAGUUAGUAUUUAUCAAGGUUAAAGCCAUUCCUCAGCCACUGUUUGGUUUAUGUAAAUAAACAUACACUUUACAAGACACACGGAAGAAACACAAAUGAAUAACAGAAUGUUUGCGGAAGGAUUUCAUUUGUUUCCAGUAUACGUGUACUAUAUGGGGUACCAGCUAAAGGUUUUACACUCACAGAAGUAUUACAAAGCAUAACGUGUUUGUUUGUUUUCAUCUUCUUCACAUUCUCUCCAGCCUUUGCUCCUCAUUGAGGAACAGGCAUUUCUGUAUGAAUAGUGGUAAUAGAACCGCAUCAAAUGUGGAAGUUAAUCCGAUCUGUUAAUAUCAACUGUUUAGCAUUUGGGAUAUAAUAUUGCCAAAUUCAAAGCACCAUUAGACAACGCUCAUUAUCAAACAGACAUUAUUUUAAGCAAGACCUGCUCAAUGGCAAAGACAGUCCAUUCAGUACAGGUACAAGGUAAAUAUUUGAACUGGUUCUUCAACAUGUUAACAUGUAUAUAACAGACAAUGUGAAUAUGUAUUUCUUCAGAAUCAACAAAAUGUAGUGCUCCAAGUUUGUGGUAUUAACUACUCGCUUCCAUUUUUUUUUCCAUUUUGAUGUAUAUGACUGUCUGAGUGUGUGUAUGUAUGUGAUUAAUACUGUGUAUCUGGUGUUUAAGAUGGAAACCGAUUAUGUCCUGAUUUGAUUUCUUCUUCUUUUUAGAUACCUGCAAGUUUUCCUGUGGGUGUUGUUCAGAUUGCUCUUUAUGUGAGGGAAUGGUUUAGCGACUGCUGAAUGUGAUUUUACUGAGAGAGAAGCAGCAUGGAUUGGCUUUUGUACGGGUUAAUUUAAAAAGGCCAUAUUAUUUAAUUUAUCUGUUAUCAAAAAGUUUAAACAGAUCUGAGAAAGUGGAACCUUGGAUUCUGAGAAGCAUCGCUUCAGUAGUUAAGUGGGCUUUUGUAGAUUUCCUGAUGUAGUUUUUUGCAUUUUCAGAAGUAAUGACCAAAGCUUCAAGAUGUUUAAUUCAUAUCAUAUGCAAGCCUCAUGCAAUUGGAUGAGACAAAAUGUAGCGUUUGUUCAAUUUUCUAAAAUGAAAUAGUAUCAUACCUAUACAUACUAGCUCCUCUUUGACCACAUGACUAAUUUGUGGUAGUUUGUGCUUUGCCUGUUUGUCCUUUAUUUCCUUUUUGACACGUUUUGUCCUAAGAUACUGACAAGUGACCUAUCAGCUAUAGUAUUUUUAUGUAACUUGUAUUCUUUGGAAUUUCCCAAAGUAUGAUCAGUUAGAAACUUAUUCUCCCUGUUGCCAUUGACUCCUAGCAAAGAUGCAAAAAGUAUUGCAUGGCCUGACCUGCUGUCAUUGUUUACAGGAAGAGAGAACCUUGCAACAGCUAGCUAUGCACCUUAGCGAAAAGCAUUUAUUUUACACUGAUUUAAGUAUUCAAAGCCACACUAGAAUCUGAAUCAAUUAUUUAAAUCAUGGUAUUUUCAGUCAUUCGUUUCUUGAAGAGGAGAAAAAAACUACCUAACUUUCCUUUUUUUAACUUAAACUAGUGUUGUUGAUAAUCGUCUGAUCUAUCAACUGAAUCUCAUUAAAAAAUAUUAAUGUAUUUAGCUGAAUACUUUAUACCAAAUUUGAGGUGCCUCUUGUAUAUAUUUUCUGCAUAGAGGACUGCUCCUCGCUGAUAAUGUUAAUGAGGAUUUUCUUAUCUUUACCUUUAUAAAACAAGUUUGCUGUAUUUUACAUGACUUUUUUACUAAAUAUCUAAAUAUUCCAGGAAUUUGCAAGAAAUACAAUCUAGUUUUGCACUUUAUAUCAGAAUUAUUAAGAGGAAACAGGCCAUCAUGAAUACUGUUCAAAUCAGAUGACUAUUUCACGAUUAGGAAGAAAAAAAGGAAAUCCCCUGAAUGUAUUACAAAGUAAAAUAUUGAUUUGACUUUUCUUUAGCAAUCCUAGUCAUUUCUCAGGUUCUUAAAAACAAAGAACUUGGUUGUAUAGCUUAUCAAUAUGAUGACUAAAGAGAAGUGUACUUUCUCUACAACUAAUCUAUGUAGUUUCAGUUCUUUCUGCCACAGAUCCUCAAUCUAAACUAUGCGUAUCUUCUUCAGGUGAUCCACUGCCCCUUCCCUCAGCCAUCAGCUAACUAACGCGCGUACACUCAUACGUCUUGUCUUGCAGCAGCUUCAACUGUUAAAAACAUUCCCCCUCAGCUAUGCUCCCUGCAAUUAUUGUACUCUGCUAUAUAGUGUAGCAUCAGUUCUAUUCAUUAUGUUUCUAGGCUUAGUAAUACCUACCAAGCAGUAACAGCCCUACAUACGUUUACUGCUAUCCCUUUUGCAUUUCUUCACCACCUUAUCACAUACUGUCUAACACAGAAGUAACAUCCUUAGAUAAGAGUACUGCACUCUACCCUACACAGAAAUUACCUCUCAACUGUUAGAUUAUUGGAGCAACUGUUUGCUGAUGAUGUUUGUCAAGUAUUGUAAGUGCUGCCUUAUCGAGACUGAAGUUGGUUGUGGUUGGAGAACUCAAAAGCUUGUAUCUCGCCACUUAUAAGGGCAAUGAUUUCUCAUUGAAACGAGGUUCCACUUUUUCCCCUGUAAAAUGAAUAUAUAUAUAUUAUAUAUAUAUAUAUAUUUUACACAUUUUGUCCAGUUAUGUUUAUUAUACUUGUAUAAACUUGUUUUUAGAGAGGCAUCGGAGCAGCUGUGUAGGACAAUAUGAAUGAAGUAUCUGGAAGAAUUAUGCAUGUUUUUAUUUCUGUGUCCAGGUGGAAUACCUGGGAUAAAUCCUACCUUUUCUUAGGACAUUGUAGACAAUCAGUCUCAGGCUGGGUCCAGUACCUACAGGGGGUCCCCCCUGUAGGCUGAAAAACAAACAGUUUUUGCAUCUACUGAAAUGUCUUAUUCGUCUGUCUGUUUUUUGGGAGGUAUGUGGCUGCUCAGACUGGGAUUAGUUCAAAGUUUACACACUUCUACACAUACACCUCGUGCGUUCGAUCCCUCUGUUGCUUUUUCAAGGUGAAGAUGCUGACCUUGAAAGGAAAUGAUGCUUUGACUAACAAAUCUAUAACAUCCAUGAAUGUGAGAAUGCAACACAUCGCAAUAAAAGCACCGUGUAAAACAGGUUA